Andrographis paniculata is the source of this 5688-nucleotide messenger RNA. Its product is annotated as clathrin heavy chain 1. Lineage: Eukaryota; Viridiplantae; Streptophyta; Magnoliopsida; Lamiales; Acanthaceae. Gene Ontology annotation, biological process: receptor-mediated endocytosis; intracellular protein transport. The record is from RefSeq and is a predicted model, not a curated record. Gene Ontology annotation, molecular function: structural molecule activity; clathrin light chain binding. Gene Ontology annotation, cellular component: clathrin complex; Golgi apparatus; chloroplast. The transcript is spliced from 30 exons. The coding region runs from base 230 to 5344 and encodes 1704 amino acids.
UCGCAGCUCACUUCAUUUCCUUUGAAUAGACGAAGGAGAAGACCUCCGCUUUCCCUCUCUCUAGAUCUCUCUCUGCGCUCCUCUCUCCUUCUCCGAGGGAUUGAGGGUUUCUCUUUGUUGCUCCAGAUCUCGAACUUCCUGCCGACGCGUUCCCUUGUUGCCUCUCGAUUAAUCGAUCCUUUUUUCAGAUCCGGAGCGCUGAUCUCGAACUAUUGGUUGAUUCGCCGCCAUGGCUGCCGCAAACGCUCCGAUCACCAUGAAGGAAGCCCUAACGUUGACUAGCUUAGGGAUCAAUCAGCAGUUCAUUACCUUCACCAAUGUUACCAUGGAAUCGGAGAAGUACAUUUGCGUCCGUGAAACAGCACCUCAGAAUAGUGUGGUCAUUAUUGAUAUGACCAUGCCGAAUCAGCCGUUAAGGCGGCCAAUUACUGCUGAUUCUGCACUUAUGAAUCCGAAUUCUCGAAUCUUGGCUCUAAAAGCUCAACUUCCUGGAACCACUCAAGAUCAUUUGCAAAUAUUUAACAUUGAAGCGAAAGCAAAGAUAAAGUCACAUCAGAUGCCUGAGCAGGUAGUAUUUUGGAAGUGGAUUACCCCCAAAAUGCUGGGUUUAGUCACGCAAUCCUCAGUGUAUCACUGGUCAAUUGAAGGCGAAUCUGAACCUGUGAAAAUGUUCGAUAGAACUGCCAAUUUAGCCAACAACCAAAUAAUCAAUUAUAAAUGUGAUCCUUCUGAGAAGUGGUUGGUUCUGAUUGGGAUUGCUCCUGGUUCACCUGAGCGGCCUCAACUUGUCAAAGGAAGUAUGCAGCUGUUUUCUGUGGAACAGCAGCGUAGUCAAGCACUUGAAGCUCAUGCUGCAGCAUUUGCUACUUUUAAAGUUCCAGGGAAUGACAAGGACUCUAUCUUGAUAUCUUUUGCAACAAAAACUUCUAAUGCUGGCCAGAUAACAUCUAAGUUGCAUGUUAUUGAGCUUGGUGCUCAGCCAGGUAAACCUGCUUUUACUAAAAAGCAGGCAGAUCUUUUCUUCCCUCCUGAUUUUGCAGAUGAUUUUCCAGUGGCCAUGCAGAUAUCACAUAAGUUCGGUCUUAUUUAUGUGAUUACCAAACUUGGGCUGCUCUUUGUGUACGACCUGGAAACUGCUGCAGCUGUAUAUAGAAAUAGGAUCAGUCCUGAUCCCAUCUUUCUGACCUCUGAAGCUUCAUCAGUUGGUGGUUUCUAUGCAAUUAAUAGGCGUGGCCAAGUUCUACUUGCUACAAUCAAUGAUGCGACUAUUGUGCCUUUUGUCAGUGGACAAUUAAACAAUCUGGAGCUUGCUGUCAAUCUUGCCAAAAGAGGAAACCUUCCUGGUGCUGAGAAUUUGGUUGUCCAGCGCUUCCAAGAGUUGUUUGCUCAGACCAAGUAUAAGGAGGCUGCGGAGCUUGCGGCUGAAUCUCCUCAGGGCAUCCUCCGGACUCCUGAAACUGUUACAAAAUUUCAGAGUGUUCCUGUUCAAGCUGGGCAGACUCCUCCGUUGUUGCAGUACUUUGGAACAUUGUUAACUAAGGGAAAGCUUAAUGCAUUUGAGUCGUUGGAGUUGUCUCGUCUCGUUGUCAACCAGAACAAGAAGAAUUUGUUGGAGAACUGGUUAGCUGAAGACAAACUGGAAUGCAGUGAGGAACUUGGUGACCUUGUGAAGACUGUUGACAAUGAUCUUGCACUGAAAAUAUAUAUUAAAGCUAGAGCUACACCCAAAGUUGUUGCAGCCUUUGCCGAGCGUCGGGAGUUCGACAAGAUCUUAAUAUACUCAAAGCAGGUUGGGUAUACACCAGACUAUCUGUUCCUUUUGCAAACUAUUCUCCGAUCAGAUCCUCAGGGAGCCGUCAAUUUUGCCCUUAUGAUGUCACAAAUGGAGGGAGGUUGCCCUAUUGAUUAUAAUACCAUUACAGACCUUUUUCUUCAGAGGAACAUGAUUCGUGAAGCCACAGCUUUUCUAUUGGAUGUUCUGAAACCAAAUCUUCCAGAGCAUGCCUACCUGCAAACUAAGGUCCUGGAGAUCAAUCUUGUUACAUUUCCUAAUGUGGCGGAUGCUAUUUUAGCAAAUGGUAUGUUUAGUCACUAUGACCGGCCGCGCAUUGCACAACUCUGUGAGAAAGCAGGUCUUUAUGUGCGAGCUCUUCAGCAUUACUCUGAACUGCCUGACAUCAAGCGUGUCAUUGUGAAUACUCAUGCAAUUGAGCCACAGGCACUUGUGGAGUUCUUCGGGACGCUAUCUAAGGAAUGGGCUCUGGAAUGUAUGAAGGAUCUGUUACUGGUCAAUCUUAGAGGAAAUCUUCAGAUAAUUGUCCAGGUUGCAAAAGAAUACUGUGAACAGUUGGGUGUGGAGGCGUGUAUCAAGCUCUUUGAGCAGUUCAAAUCAUAUGAAGGACUGUAUUUCUUCUUGGGUUCCUAUUUGAGCUCCAGUGAGGAUCCUGAUAUUCACUUUAAGUACAUUGAAGCUGCUGCAAAGACUGGACAAAUUAAAGAGGUUGAGCGUGUAACCCGAGAAUCGAACUUCUAUGAUCCCGAAAAAACUAAAAACUUCUUAAUGGAAGCAAAACUUCCCGAUGCACGGCCACUGAUCAAUGUGUGUGACCGCUUUGGUUUUGUCCCUGAUCUCACACAUUAUUUGUACACCAACAACAUGCUUCGCUAUAUUGAAGGCUAUGUACAAAAGGUCAAUCCUGGAAACGCCCCAUUGGUUGUUGGUCAGCUUCUAGAUGAUGAGUGUCCUGAAGAUUUUAUCAAAGGUCUGAUCCUUUCUGUCCGCUCCUUGCUUCCAGUUGAGCCUUUGGUUGAGGAGUGUGAAAAAAGGAACCGACUUCGUCUGCUUACUCAGUUUUUGGAGCAUCUUGUGAGUGAAGGAAGCCAAGAUGUGCACGUCCACAAUGCUCUGGGUAAAAUUAUUAUAGAUAGCAACAACAAUCCAGAACAUUUUCUCACUACCAAUCCGUAUUAUGAUUCACGGGUUGUGGGCAAGUACUGUGAGAAACGUGAUCCAACCCUUGCUGUUGUUGCGUACCGGAGGGGACAAUGUGAUGAUGAACUUAUCAAUGUUACAAACAAGAAUUCAUUGUUUAAGCUGCAAGCCAGGUAUGUGGUUGAAAGAAUGGAUGGUGAUCUGUGGGCGAAGGUACUGGAUCCUGAAAAUGAAUUCAGAAGGUUGCUAAUUGAUCAAGUCGUAUCUACUGCUUUGCCUGAAAGCAAAAGCCCGGAGCAAGUUUCUGCUGCUGUUAAAGCUUUCAUGACAGCUGAUCUUCCUCACGAACUGAUUGAAUUGCUUGAAAAGAUUGUGCUGCAGAAUUCUGCAUUCAGUGGGAACUUCAAUUUGCAGAACUUGCUUAUAUUAACCGCCAUCAAGGCCGAUCCUUCGAGAGUUAUGGAUUAUGUGAAUAGACUUGAUAACUUUGAUGGCCCUGCUGUUGGAGAAGUUGCUGUUGAAGCCCAAUUGUACGAGGAAGCUUAUGCUAUUUUCAAGAAGUUCAACUUGAAUGUUCAGGCUGUCAAUGUUUUGUUAGAUAACAUCCGUGACAUUAACCGGGCUGUAGAAUUUGCCUUCCGUGUUGAGGAAGACGCUGUCUGGAGUCAGGUGGCUAAGGCUCAAUUGCGGGAAGGAUUAGUCAGUGAUGCAAUUGAAUCAUUCAUCCGAGCUGAUGAUGCAACUCAAUUCCUGGAAGUCAUUCGAGCUGCAGAGGAUGGAGAAGUGUAUCACGACCUGGUGAAGUAUCUGCUCAUGGUUAGGGAGAAAACGAAGGAACCCAAAGUGGACAGCGAGCUCAUCUAUGCAUAUGCUAAGAUUGAUAGGCUGGGUGAUAUUGAAGAAUUUAUUCUCAUGCCUAAUGUUGCCAAUCUGCCGAAUGUCGGCGAUCGUUUGUAUGAUGAAGCUCUAUAUGAGGCUGCCAAGAUAAUUUUUGCUUUUAUCUCCAACUGGGGCAAAUUGGCAAGCACUCUUGUGAAAUUGAAGCAGUUCCAAGGAGCUGUUGAUGCUGCACGGAAAGCCAACAGCGCAAAGACAUGGAAGGAAGUCUGCUUCGCAUGUGUCGAUGCUGAGGAGUUCCGGUUGGCUCAAAUUUGUGGUCUUAACAUAAUUGUGCAGGUUGAUGACCUGGAAGAAGUUAGCGAGUUUUAUCAAAACAGAGGAUGCUUUAAUGAGCUUAUAUCUUUAAUGGAGAGUGGUUUAGGAUUGGAACGUGCACACAUGGGCAUCUUUACCGAGCUGGGUGUCCUUUAUGCGAGAUAUCGCCAUGAGAAGCUCAUGGAGCACAUCAAAUUGUUCUCUACUCGUCUGAAUAUUCCCAAGCUCAUUCGGGCUUGUGAUGAACAGCAACACUGGAAAGAGCUGACUUACCUGUACAUUCAGUACGACGAAUAUGAUAAUGCGGCAACCACUGUCAUGAAUCAUUCGCCGGAAGCUUGGGAUCACAUGCAGUUCAAAGAUAUCAUUGUCAAGGUUGCCAAUGUCGAGCUUUAUUACAAAGCGGUGCACUUCUACCUGCAAGAGCACCCUGAUCUCAUCAAUGAUGUUUUGAAUGUUCUCGCUCUUCGCGUGGACCAUACCCGAGUUGUGGACAUAAUGAGAAAGGCUGGCCACCUACGACUUGUGAAACCAUAUAUGGUUGCUGUUCAGAGCAACAAUGUGACAGCUGUGAACGACGCUCUUAAUGAAAUUUAUGUGGAAGAAGAAGACUAUGACAGGCUACGCGAAUCAAUAGACUUGCACGAUAACUUUGAUCAGAUUGGCCUCGCACAAAAGAUUGAGAAGCAUGAGCUUCUUGAGAUGAGACGUGUAGCUGCCUAUAUCUACAAGAAGGCAGGCAAGUGGAAGCAAUCAAUUGCCUUGUCGAAGAAAGACAACCUUUACAAAGAUGCAAUGGAAACAGCUUCACAAUCCGGUGACCGUGAACUUGCUGAAGAACUACUUGUUUACUUCAUUGAUCAGGGUAAGAAGGAAUGCUUCGCAUCGUGCCUCUUUGUCUGUUACGACUUAAUCCGCCCAGAUAUUGCACUCGAACUUGCCUGGAUGAACAACAUGAUCGACUUCGCCUUCCCAUACCUGUUACAGUUCAUCCGAGAAUACACAGGCAAAGUUGAUGAGUUAAUUAAGGACAAGAUCGAAAACAUGAACGACGCUAAAGCCAAAGAAAGUGAGGAGAAGGAAGUUAUGAAGCAACAGAAUAUGUAUGCUCAAUUACUUCCUCUUGCUCUGCCUGCGCCUCCCGGCAUGGGAGGCCCGGGAAUGGGAGGAGGUUUUGGUGGCCCACCCCCACCUAUGGCCGGGAUGGGGAUGCCACCAAUGCCCCCAUUCGGCAUGCCACCUAUGGGGUCCUACUAAUGCGGUGUAUGAUUUCGUGGUUGGUGAUCGAGCUAGUAAGAAACAAUGCUGCAUUCAUACUAAAUAUAUAUAUAUUACUGUACACUGGUGUGUUUUUCCUUCUCACAUUUGUGGAAAUCGACAGGCGAAAACUUAGCUCUGCUUAGCAAAAAUAAUGCGGGGAAUUCAAUGUGUCUAUGUUUGUCUAUCUGUUUGUUUGUUUGUGUUAGGGUGUGGAUAUAUUUUCGUUGUAAUAUUCUUUAGUAGCGGAGGCAUUUUUUUGCAGCUUUAGGCGACGGAGCUGAGGUUAAUUUGUGCUUUGUAAAACAAGAGGACACAUUUUAUACUGAUUAUUUUUUGUUUUU